This is a messenger RNA of Maniola jurtina (meadow brown), 4065 nucleotides long. RefSeq names its product zinc finger protein 808-like. The transcript has 9 exons. NCBI's taxonomy places the organism in Eukaryota, Metazoa, Arthropoda, Insecta, Lepidoptera, Nymphalidae. Gene Ontology annotation, molecular function: DNA-binding transcription factor activity, RNA polymerase II-specific; zinc ion binding; RNA polymerase II transcription regulatory region sequence-specific DNA binding. Gene Ontology annotation, cellular component: nucleus. Gene Ontology annotation, biological process: regulation of transcription by RNA polymerase II. Bases 186 to 3893 code for a protein of 1235 amino acids. The record is from RefSeq and is a predicted model, not a curated record.
AAUGUGGAAAUAAAUUUUAACCGAGAAAUUAAAGAAUUUUUCCUUGUUUUUUUCCAAUACUAUUGUUUAAUUCGCGAUUGCGGAGUAAUUUUCUGGUGAAUAGCGUAAUGUGAAAUGUAAAUCGUAGUUUGUUAGCCACUUUCAUUGGUCAGUGCAAAGGUUGGAGAAACUACAAAUCAUUGAAAAUGCGUUGUUGUGUGCCAUUCUGCACAAAUACUCCCACCAAUGUGUCCACAUCUGAGGCGAAGGGGAUCAGUUUUCACGCUCUCCCCAGUGAUGUGUGUCUGCGCGCUGCUUGGCUCAGAGCCCUCGGCAAACAAGACAGUCAGCUACCAGACUCUGCUGUGGUCUGCUCCCAGCAUUUUCUUGAUGAUGAAAUUUAUGAAACAGAAAGUGGCUUAAGGCAGAUUGCUACUGGUGCUGUUCCUUCAACAGUGCAGGUUUGCGUGAUAUGCCUAGACACUGACAGCAAGCUGUAUCCAAUGAGUAAACACAAAUUGGAAGAAGCAUAUGAGCGGUUAACCGGAUAUCCAUUGUAUGAUCAAGGAAACCUGAAACGAACACUUUGCGUACAAUGUGCUCAGAGACUAAUAAACUUUAGUAGAUUCAGAGACAAGAGCUUGAGAGCCCGUGCACUGAUGAUGGACUUAGUUGAAAAACAUGAAUUAAUAACACGGCGACAUAUCAAAGGGAUAAACCGCACAAAGAACCAACUAAUGAGUAAUUUUGUGAUGAAAACUCUAGGACCUGACCACUGUGACUUAUACAUACUGGACUCCUCAGACAAACAGACAGAAUCAGAGCCAAUCAAAAGAGAGAAUGAAGAAAGUUAUGACUCGCCGGUUGAUGAAGACAUGGAAGUGGCAGAGGAAGAUGACAAUACUGCAGACAGUGUCAAUGAUGAGUUGGAUGCAUGUAACGAGGAGUGCUUCUCUGACAAUAGCAUAAUGUUGGAAACAAAGCUGCUGGAUGAUGUUAUUUGCAAAGCUCUGGAGAACCCAGUAUUUGCAGAACAAGUGUCUGAAAUACCGGAUCUGUUAAAGUGCGAAAGUGCUGCCUUCCAAUGUGCUUUAUGUUCUGAGGAGUUUGUUAGUGAACAUGCGUACAUGCAACAUAUGCACAUGCAUGACCAGCAGAACAGUGACGGUUAUGCUGACUGUAGCACGUCUCAAGUAUGCAAGCCUCAUACAGCCGUGAGCUCCUCACACUCUCCACACUUCACUGAGAACAAGCAGGCCAUUCCUCUGAGCCAGGCCUCGAGCUCGUCUGCACACAGCCCGUCUGCACACUCACCUCAAACUGCAGUCGCUCCUCUGUCCGCGAGACUUGCGACGAGUAACGGAAACAAAGUGCAAGCUGAAGACGCCGAUACAGUCCAGAAGAGUGAACCACUAUUUAAAAUUAACAAUGUCGGAUUAAACAACCAACUAUUCAAUACCAACAAUAUAACUGACAUUAAUAGAUUGACUGAUUGUGUGGUCAUAUUAUAUGAUAUUUUCAGAAAGCCCGAAGUAGGUGUACCAAUACAAGGUGAAUCACUGGCGACAAUGCGACCAAGUAUUAGUUCUUGGGACAGUCAGCGUCAUAUUGAAAAAGCCUCUAAAGAUUUUAACUGUCAGGCAGUUACUUGGAAUGAAGCCACUAGACAUACGAUAGGAGACAUUCAACCAGUUACUAACAAACUGAAAGUUACUGAGCUUAAUGCUACGAAAACUUCACAAAGUAAAACUUAUUGUUCAAAUAAUUACAACAGUGAAGAUAGUUUGCUUACUGAAAAGAAUGGGUAUAUUUGUGAUGUAUGUAGACAUAAGUUUAAACGGAAAAGUCUCUUAGUUAAACACAUAAAGACUCACAGUGAAGUGAAACCGUUCACUUGCGAGUUUUGCCAAUUCAAAGCCAUACAUAAAUUUAGUUUAAAGAAACAUAUGCAAACUCACACGGGCGACAAACUAUUUACUUGCGCGUUAUGCGACUACAAAUGUACACACAGUAGUAAACUAGUGCAACACAUGAGAACUCACACGGGUGAAAAACCUUACAUUUGUAAGUUUUGUGAUUAUAAAUUUGUACGACCUAGUCAGUUAGUGAGCCACAUGAGAACUCACACGGGUGAAAAACCUUUUACUUGCGAGUUUUGCGAUUACAAAUGUGCACUUAAGUAUAAUCUGGUGAGGCACAAAAUAACUCACACGGGUGAAAAACCUUUUACUUGCGAGUUAUGCGACUACAAAUGUGCACAAAAUAGUAAUUUAGUGCAACACAUGAGAACUCACACGGGUGAAAAACCUUACGUUUGUAAGUUAUGUGAUUAUAAAUUUGCACGAACUAGUCAUUUAGUGAGACACAUGAGAACUCACAAUCGUGAAAAACCUUACAUUUGUAAGUUUUGUGAUUAUAAAUGUGCACUUAAGUAUAAUCUGGCGAGGCACAAAUUAACUCACACGGGUGAAAAACCUUUUACUUGCGAGUUAUGCGACUACAAAUGUGCACAAAAUAGUAAUUUAGUGAGCCACAUGAGAACUCACACGGGUGAAAAACCUUACGUUUGUAAGUUAUGUGAUUAUAAAUUUGCACGAACUAGUCAUUUAGUGAGACACAUGAGAACUCACACUGGUGAAAAACCUUACAUUUGUAAGUUUUGUGAUUAUAAAUUUGCACGAACUAGUCAGUUAGUGAGCCACAUGAGAACUCACACGGGUGAAAAACCUUACGUUUGUAAGUUAUGUGAUUAUGCACAAUCAAGUCAUUUAGUGAGACACAUGAGUACUCACACGGGUGAAAAACCUUUUACUUGCGAGUUAUGCGACUACAAAUGUGCACAAAAUAGUAGUUUAGUGCAACACAUGAGAACUCACACGGGUGAAAAACCUUUUACUUGCGAGUUAUGCCAUUACAAAUGUGCACGUAAGUCUAAUCUGGCGAGGCACAUGAGAACUCACACGGGUGAAAAACCUUACAUUUGUAAGUUAUGUGAUUAUAAAUUUGCACGAACUAGUCAGUUAGUGAGACACAUGAGAACUCACACUGGUGACAAACCUUUUACUUGCGAGCUAUGUGAUUACAAAUGCUCACAUAAUAAUAGAUUAGUGCAACACAUGACAACUCACACGGGUGAAAAACCUUUUACUUGCGAGUUAUGCGACUACAAAUCUACACAAAGUAGUCAUCUAGUGCGACACAUGAGAACUCACACGGGUGAAAAACCUUACAUUUGUAAGUUAUGUGAAUAUAAAUGUGCAGAGAAAAGUCAUUUAGUGCGCCACGUGAGAACUCACACGUGUGAAAAACCUUUUAAUUGUACAUUAUGCAAAUAUAAAUGUGCGGAUUCUACAAAUCUAGUGGAACACAUGAGAAUACACACGGGUGAAAAACCGUACAUUUGUAAGUUAUGUGAUCAUAAAUUUGCACGAAGUAGUCAGUUAGUGAGCCACAUGAGAACUCACACUGGUGACAAACCUUUUACUUGCGAGCUAUGCGAUUACAAAUUUACACACUGUAGUAAUCUAGUACGACACAUGAGAAUUCACACGGGUGAAAAACCUUACAUUUGUAGGUUAUGUGAUUAUAAAUUUGCACGAACUAGUCAGUUAGUGAGCCACAUGAGAACUCACACUGGUGACAAACCUUUUACUUGCGAGCUAUGCGAUUACAAAUGUUCACAUAAUAUUAGCUUAGUGCAACACAUGAGAACUCACAAGGUUGAAAAACCUUACAUUUGUAGGUUAUGUGAUUAUAAAUUUGCACGACCUAGUCAGUUAGUGAGCCACAUGAGAACUCACACGGGUGAAAAACCUUUUGCUUGCGAGCUAUGCGAUUACAAAUGUGCACGUAAGUCUAGUCUGGAUAGGCACAGGAGAAUUCACACUGAUACAAAUCCUCCGUCAUGUUCGUGAGCUGCACGCGGCACUCCGCCGCCGGCGCAUGCUCAGGAGAUACACUCUUGUUGAACUGUUUGCUGAAGCAUUGUCAUGUUGUAUUAUUAUCUAUACAUAUAAUAAAAUUGUAGAAAAGUGGUGUCUGUACAAUGGAAAUAUAUAAAAAAAAGUAGCAGGGUUUGUUAUUAUA